Lytechinus pictus (painted urchin) is the source of this 8481-nucleotide messenger RNA. RefSeq names its product AP-3 complex subunit sigma-1-like. Gene Ontology annotation, biological process: Golgi to vacuole transport; intracellular protein transport. Gene Ontology annotation, cellular component: membrane coat; intracellular membrane-bounded organelle; AP-3 adaptor complex. The record is from RefSeq and is a predicted model, not a curated record. The transcript has 7 exons. Lineage: Eukaryota; Metazoa; Echinodermata; Echinoidea; Temnopleuroida; Toxopneustidae. Bases 369 to 932 code for a protein of 187 amino acids.
AGAUUCCUACAUGAAAAACCCCCUGUGAAAUGGCCUGUUUUUAUAGGUUGUCAUAUGCACGGCAUUUCGCAAAAUGUCACAUUUUACGAUUUGAGGUAGGAAAUCAACAACCUUUAUGCAAAUUCCAGAAUGAAAUAUUUUGCUGAAGUAUUCUUCAAAGUGUUGUCUUUCAGCUGGGCAUGACAAAAAUAAAAAAUCUGAAUUUGUCCAAAAUGACUUUUGGCGCACUUUUGUUUCGCCCCGGCCCACUGUGCGCCGGUACCCGGGGCGGGCGGCCGGGCCAAAGACACCGGCUCGCGCGUGUGCUGUGUUAAUCGAUUGUCUACCCAUCUGUCUUUUCUGGUCAAUGUUAUCUGACAAUUUUCAAGAUGAUAAAAGCAAUUUUAGUCUUCAAUAACCACGGAAAGCCCCGGCUCGCCAAAUUCUACACCCACUACCACGAGGAUGAACAACAGCAGAUUGUCCGAGAAACUUUCCAUUUGGUCUCCAAACGAGAUGAGAAUGUGUGCAAUUUUCUGGAAGGUGGAAUGAUUGUUGGCAAUGAAGAUUUCAAACUCGUAUACAGACAUUAUGCUACAUUGUACUUUGUUUUCUGUGUGGACUCAUCAGAAAGUGAACUUGGCAUCUUAGAUUUAAUACAAGUAUUUGUAGAGACAUUAGACAAGUGCUUUGAAAAUGUUUGUGAGCUGGAUUUAAUAUUCCAUGUUGACAAGGUUCAUCAUAUUUUAGGAGAGCUGGUUAUGGGAGGAAUGGUUCUAGAAACAAAUAUGACAGAAAUACUCACAAGGAUAGAGGAACAAAAUAAAUUAGAAAAACAAGAGGCUGGUCUUUCAGCAGCACCAGCCAGAGCAGCAGCUGCCGUCAAAAACAUGAACCUGCCUAACAUUCCAACACCCAACAUCAGCUUGCCCAAUCUUCCUUCAUUUAAGUGAUGUCUGCCUCUGUCACCUUCAUAUAAAACAAAAUAAUACUAUUUAUAUAGUGAUCAUGGUCUAGGUCUCUUUAACCAGAAUUCUGUUUUAUAUGCAAUAAAAAAGAAUGAACUCCCUAGCCUCAGUUGUGUGUACUUAAUAAGCUGAAAAAUGGGUGAUGAGUAUUGUGAAAAUGCGAUUUGGAUAUGUCGAACACUAUAUCCAUUUUUGUCUCAACAUUUUAUUUGUAUGCUUCUUUGUUCCUUAUUGAUUUAUAUAUUUGAAAGUAUAAUGCAGAGAGAUGAUUUCAGAGUUUUAUUUUCUUUAUAUAUUCCAAAAUAAGUACAUGGUACACAUUUACAUGUACAUGUGUGCUUUGUACUAUUAUUAUUAUCAUUUCAGAAUGAGCCACAGAAUCACAUUUUGAACCUUUUUAUCAGUAAAUAUUUCAAAUCUGAUUAUCAAUCAAGAAAUUCCAUCACAAAACGAUAUAUUUAUAUUGAAUCUAAUUAUCAAGAAAAUUCCAUUGCAAAGCAAUAAAUUUGAUUCAAAUUUUAUGAAACCUUCCCUGGGGAGAAUUGUAAUCAACAGAAUGUGUUGAUCCAAUUUGGAAAGUACAUGCGUGUAUUAUGCAGAAUAAAUUCACUCAAUAUGUAUAUGAUGUCCUCACCCUCUGCUGCCCCCAAUAGUCUGUGUAUUUUAAUUCAUUACUCUGAUAGUACCAAGAUUAGAUUGUGAUGUAUACCUGUAACUUUCACCUGAUGCAUAUUUGUGGGGAAAAAUCCAACAAAUGAAGCAAGAUCAAUAUACAAAAAUAAAUGGAAAUGUAUAGAUGAUAUAUUUUGAAGUUAGUUUUUGUCUCGCCUGCAUAGCAGAGCGAGACUAUAGGCGCCGCUUUUCUGACGGCGGUGGCGGCGUCAACAUCAAAUCUUAACCUAAGGUUAAGUUUUUGAAAUUACAUCAUAACUUAGAAAGUAUAUGGACCUAGUUCAUGUAACUUGGACAUAAGGUUAAUCAAGUAUUACUAAACAUCCUGCCUGAGUUUCAGGUCACAUGACUAAGGUCAAAGGUCAUUUAGGGUCAAUGAACUUACACCAUGUUGGGAGAAUUAUUUUCAAAAUCUUAACCGAACGUUAAGUUUUUGAAAUGACAUCAUAACUUAGAAAGUAUAUGGACCUAGUUCAUGAAACUUGGGCAUAAGGUUAAUCAAGUAUUAGUGAACAUCCUGCACCAGUUUCAGGUCACAUGACCAAGGUCAAAGGUCAUUUAGGGUCAAUGAACUUUGGUCAAGUUGGGGGUAUUUUUUGAAUUACUAUCAUAACUUUGAAAAUUUAUGGAUCUAGUUCAUGAAACUUGGACAUAAGGUUAAUCAAGUAUUAGUGAACAUCCUGCACCAGUUUCAGGUCACAUGACCAAGGUCAAAGGUCAUUUAGGGUCAAUGAACUUUGGCCAAGUUGGGGGUAUUUGUUGAAUUACCUUCAUAACUUUGAAAAUUUAUGGAUCUAGUUCAUAAAACUUGGACAUUUGGUUAAUCAAGUACCACUGAAUAUUCUGUGCGAGUUUCAGGUCACAUGACCAUGGUCAAUGGUCAUUUAAGGUCAAUGAACUUUGGCCGUGUUGGGGGUCUUUGUUAAAUUACCAUCCUAACUCUGAAGUUUAUGGAUCUAUUUCAUAAAACUUGGGAUAUAAGAGUAAUCAAGUAUCACUGAACAUCCCCUGUGAGUUUCAGGUCACAAAACCAAGGUCAAAGGUCAGUUAAGGUCAAUAAACUAGGCCAUGUUGGGGUAAUCGUUGAAUUGCCAUCAUAACUUUGAAAGUUUAUGGAUAGAGUGAAUGAAAUGUGGACAUGGGUGUAGUUGACAAGUCUUAAGUCACCGUUCAAAUGUCAUCUAUGGUCAAUGAACGUGGUAUUAUGUCAUAUGACUGGUGUUUUUGUGAAUGAUCAUUUUAUAGUAGUUUUCAAAGUUAGCACUGCUGCUAUAUUAAAUCGCAUAAUGCAGGCGAGACUGCCAGAGGUGUUCCACUUGUUUUACUUUUUAUCUAAAUGGAAGAAGGUAGACACAGGAGCGACAUACUAAUUGAACCAUUGUUUUAUAUAUUUCUGCUGAUUUUUUGUGUUGUCUAAAGAGGCAAUGUACAGUAUAUCCAAUUGAAUCAUUUUACACUUUGAUUAAAAGUAUUCACAAAUUUUGAUUGGUGGGUUAACUUUAACAUAGGUUUUGUAGAUGUACAGAAAAAGUGCACUUGAUUCAAUGUAGGUGGUCGCUUUUAGGAAAAGACCGUAAAUUCAUUAUUGUUGCUGUGGUCAACCUGCAGUUUUUUUUUAAAGAAACCCAAAGUUUAUUUAAUUUGAUUUCAAUGAACACGGGUUGAAUCAUAGCAGCAAGUUUAAAUAGUAUCAUUUGUGAAAUCACCCAUUCAUUAUUUGACCAUUAUUAUGGUACAUGCUAAUUCAAGUAUACCUAUAAAUAUGAAUCUGCAUAAUACAUGUAGAAUGUGUUAAGUUAACCCACUAUUGUUAUUUUGGGUUAAUAUGUUUUCACAAAUGAAUGACAGUAGGUGGCAUUCUAUGGAGCAUUAUGUGAAGCAGUUUGCAAAAGUUUUUGUUGACGUUUAACUGAUCACUUCAUAACAUUCCCAGUGAGGAAAAUGAAGUCAUGAAAUUAAAGAUCUCUACUAUUUGUUAUUCAUGUACACAUCUCUUAUCAGAUUCAGAUAGGUAGUGCUCAUUUUACUAAUUUCUUUAAACAAUGAAAGAAAAAUAUUAGUAGCAGAGAGAAUAAAAAGACCUGGACCAUGAUCACAAUUUUUUCCAACUCCUUUUAUUAUAAAUAUAAUGAUAUUGUAUAAUCUAAGUUAUAUUUUCCAAAGAGCCCAAUAUUGAAAAUGACUGUCAUAAUAUGAUAGUCAUUCCCCCAAGAGCGUUUCAUAGGUAUAUAGUAUAUAUGUAUAUGUACAAUUGUGAAUGUAGUAGACCAUGUAUCUAUUUUUUCUUACAUUGUCUUAAAUGAUUAAAAUAAUGAUCAUAGUUAUAAACAGGGUGUUUCUAAAAAAAAAGAUAACUGGAAGUCCAAUGGUCGGCUAUAUAAAAAUUACAUAGUUUGUUCUUGUGAUUUGUAUACUAUGAUAUGGACUAAAUCAUCAGCUUUGAUUUGACACCUUGCAUACAUCAUUAGUGUCACUGAUCAAAGAGGAAGUUCCGUGGAAAGGGAGGGGUACAAAACCAAUUUUUUUCUCCAAAUUUGGGUUUGUAAAGUACAAAAGAAUAUUUUCUGUAAGAUUUUGGUUUCAUUUUGUUUUUCACAAAUACUAAGUUUAAUGAAAGGCUAUCCGCUCCGCUAACUUUUGUGUCUGUCAUGUACAUAUCCACAGUCUAGCAGCUGGUGAGCAUAUAAUUCAUCCCUACCUCUUGCGCCAGCACCUUCGACUUGUACACCUCCCCUGUUGACGCAGCAUGUCUUGCAUUGCUCUUCUAACCAUUUCGGGAUCAAGACGAAGAACAUUGAUCUCAUGCCUAACAUGUACCCUCAAGUUAUUAAGGAUGUGCUCGACCAAGAUUGCAGCUGGUCACCAGUUAUGUAACAUUACAUCCACUCACAUAAAGUUAGCAGAAGGGAUCACAAUUCACAAAUUCUACUGUGAAAAAAAAACGCUGAUAAAACCAAGAACUUACAACAAAGUGGGUUUUGUACAGGUAUAUGAUAAAAACCAAAACUAAAAAAAAAACUCUGUGACCCGUGACAAUUUUGACACAAGCAAGGUGUCAAAUUAACGUUGGUGAGUUACUCAGUAUUUUAGAAUAAAAAUUGGAAGAAUAAAUCAUGUAUUGUUUAAAUGUAUAUAGCUGACCUUUGAACUUAGGUUACCUUUUUUUAUAUAGACAUACCCUGUGUAUUGUGCAUGUAUCCAUCCAUUCAAGAGGAUGGGUAAGACAUAUUCCUUAAUGAAGUUGAUUCAUGUAUACCCAAUCUCAGUUAUAUGAAUGAUUGUUUUUAUUGUUGGCUUUUCUUAUGAUGUCUAGUCUCAUCAGGUCCGUCUAGAGCGACUGCAGCCUAAAUACAUGUAGGAAAGGCAAGUGGGAUUCUUGAAAAAUAUAUAUCGUCAGGAUGAUGAACACAUGAAUCUUUUGCAUAAAACUUUGAUUCAUAUGCUAUCUUUUGCAAUCAGUUGUAACUUUUAUGUAAUCUCAAGAUUUUGAAAAGCUUUUAAAUGAUCUUUUGGUAUGUAUGUGACAUUGAAUGGCACUAUUACCAAUUAUUUGUUAUCAUGUAUUGGGUAAUGAUAACAUAUCACUGUGAUGCAUUUUAUAUCAUUCCUCUUCCCAUUGCAGUAUUUAUCAGAUACGUUUUCAUUUUCUAAAAGUGACAAUCAGUUAUGAAUUUUAUUUAACAGAGAAUAGUGCUGUCAAUAGGCAGAUUGCUUGUUCUGUACCAUGAUGCAUUAAAGCCAUAAAAUUGAGACACUUGAGUGCAUUAAUUCUGAAGAGAAGAUGCCAGUAUCUACCUUCAAUUUAUUCUUUCUCUCUUUACAUUUUCAUGAUGAAACAAGCAAACCAAAUUAGUAAUCUCUUUUGAAUUUCGGAAUAAGUUGAUAAUGCAGCACAUGAAAUUUUAUACUUGAAAGUUCAUUUGUAUUUUUUCAUAUGAGAAAUCAAAAUGCAAUCACUAUCAGAAUAAUUACCAUUCUUGGCACCUAAAUGAAUAAACCCCAAUGUUAUGUGAUAAUUAAAGUUGCUGCAGAUAUUUUCUUUUCAAUAAUUCUGAUGUUGAAACCAUAAAGUUUGAUUUGAAACAUAGCAUUAUUCAUGAUGAUAUAAAUUUUGUAUGAUGUUAAGUCUUAGUUUAUGACUUCCUUUUUCAUAAAGGACAACAAAGUGCAAUUUGGUUAUUAGAAAAAGACAGUUUCAUAUUAAAAAAAAUAUGCUAGAAUAAUACCAUGUAAGUUUGCUAGGUUUGUUUUGUAAAGCUUUGUAUCUGUAGUAGAUCAAUAUCUCAUAGGAAUUAAUAUCUUAUCAUUAGGGUACAUAUAGUUAUGCUAUAUAUGUAUAUGUAAAAAAAAGAUGAGGAAAGGAAAGGAACUAUUCUUUUGUGAAUACAUAAAUUGAUCAUGGUAAACCAACUUGGAAUACAUAAAUUGAUCAUGGUAAACCAACUUGAAUAUACAGUUUUAUUCCCAGCCAUGUAGAUGUGUAAUAUGUAGUACCCAAUGUCACCCAUCUAAACCCUGUUUUAAUGCCUUGGUCAUAACUUUGUAUAUACUGCUUCAUAUUGCUGUGAUAUCAGUACAAUGAACCCAAUAAUGUGCAGUAUAUUUGAAGGUAGCAGUCACACAGUGCAUAUUUAACUCGCAACGUGAAUACAAAACACAAUGUACGAGCUGAACCCUGCAUCUCAAAGCUUACCAAUUAUUCUCUGAUAUGAAAGAACAAUUCUGAUUGGUUCCUAGUCAGUCUACUGAGUGAAAUGCAUUUGCAAUGAUCAUCUUGAUAGGCCAUUUUGUGAUAAGGGAACCUGGAUACCCAAUAUGUGUGGUAAUUGCAAUGGUUUGUGCGGCUGUGAGUGAUGUACAAGCAACAGCACAUCAACAUCCGCUCUCAUGUGAACAAUACCGAGCUCAAGCAAGGUAAAUUGUGUACAAAAUUCAGCAACGUGACCUCUUGAAAGAGGCGAUUUUAGCUUGUAGCUAGUUGGUAGUUACCACAUUUCACUGCAUUUCCCUGGAUAUACUUUUUGUUUGCAUUUCAACAAUAUGCAACAAUAUACAAACCAGAUAUGUAAAGAUGUGACAAUAACACUCUCCUAGAAUGUUUAUAGAAUGGAAGGUAAAUUAUUCAUGUUUAGUGAAAACAUGCGGUUACCAUAGUACUCAGAUAUUUGCUGUUAUAAACUUAGUUAGGUACUUUUCAUGGAGCAGUGACUGAUGGCAAGCAGAGUAAUAAUUAAUGUUAUCUCAAGCUUUUAAUGGUGGAAUAUGAUAUGGUGCAUAUCUGUCAUAUUUUCUACAAAAAUCAAAGCUAGCAAAUCAUUGACACUUUAAUCUUGAAAAAAAAUAUGGAAAAAGACUCAAAUGGUAAUUAAAUGCAGCUAUUUGAUUGAUUACUAAAAAAUGGAAAAGUAAGUGUGAUUGAAUAUUUUAGAAAGCACCUCUGUAGCUAUUUUAUCAGAAGUUAUGGAUAGCUUCUGUAAAUUUUGAAUUUGAGUUUGAUUUUAUUCAUUUGUAUAACAAUUAUCAAUAUCGAACCCUCAAAAUAUGUGAUGAAUUUUUAAUAUAUUUCAGGUUCUGAUGUCCUGAAAUAUAUGCCAAAAUUAUUUCUUUCUAUUUUAUUAUUUCUUUUGUUGGUGGAAGUUUAAGCUGGUUUACAUGUAGGCCUAUUGUAAUUGGCAAUCACAUAUGGUUCAACUCAAUUUGUGUAUGAAUUUGUAAAUUUCCUUAAAAAAAUAAUUCCCUUUUGUAAUUUAAUGAUAGAAAAAAAAGAAGUCAGUUUUGAUGGAAUGAAAAAUAUUGGUGUUCAAAAUGUAGUCCUAAUUACCUCUGCCACCAUCUCUAAAUCUGUGGCAGGUUAAGUAAUGCACUUUCCAAUUAAAUAAUCCUGUCUAUCUAUUCUUUUAUCAUUUUUAAGUAGUCCAAGUGUUACAAAUUGUGCUAGUUGAUCAGACACAACAUACAACAAAUAAUUUGUGAUGGAUUGACUGAAUUUCACAAGAUCUUGUAGUGUAUCAAUACACAUGCGAUAAGGAUGAGGAGAGUUUAUUCUGAAAUUUAUCAAAGAAUAAGUUGCUUCCAAAUUUGUAAGUUUUUGUUCUUACCUGUGUUUAUAGGACAGAUCAUAAUUAUAGAUUUGACUAGUGCAUUGGAGGAAGAUUUUAUUACCUUUAGAGUAAAUUGUCAGCGUGUAGACCUAUUUUUCAUGUUGAAAUGUUCUGACCCAGGAAUGUAUCAUCAAUCUGUUUCUUACAUUCCAAAUUUCAGAUAUAUUUUGCGUUAUAUUCACUUAUUCAGCAUUUUCAUUGUAUGCUUUAGAGAAGGAAUACAAUAGGUGUAAUUCAUUAUUGAUAUAAGGUACUAGCAAUUGGAUAUCUGUCAACCAGUACUUAAUUUGGCAAAUGAAGCAUUUGAACUUUUUGUGCUUUUCAUAUAUGUUUGAGUCCUAUCAUAAUUUUAAAUGAGAUGUUUGAUUUCAGACAUAUAAAAGAUUGGAUUCCUGGGUUCACAACCUUACAUCGUUUUGUAUGUUCAACAAAUGUAUAUUUUAUUUGUACAUAGUAUUUCAUUUUCCUGAUAUAUUACGGUAUUACAUGAUUUUGUCGAAGUAUGAAACAAGAAUUGUCAAGUUUUGGUGAGUAGGGCACUCCACACAUUCAUCAGGACAGGGAAAACAAAGUAUCAUUCUAAUUGAUUAUAAGAGUAAAGAUGUUUUGUUUACAUGGCAGAAGAAUGUACAACCAUGCCCAUUCCAUUUAGUUUUGUGAAACUUUGUAUCAUUUUAUUUAGCAGUCGGUGAUUAUAUCUUGAGAUUUGUGAUUACAGAUUAGAAAUAUAUUGAAUAUUUGUUGAAAACUCAUGAAAAUUA